Messenger RNA from Solanum verrucosum, 1059 nucleotides. Its product is annotated as immune-associated nucleotide-binding protein 9-like. The record is from RefSeq and is a predicted model, not a curated record. The coding region runs from base 1 to 1059 and encodes 352 amino acids. The transcript has 7 exons. NCBI's taxonomy places the organism in Eukaryota, Viridiplantae, Streptophyta, Magnoliopsida, Solanales, Solanaceae. Gene Ontology annotation, molecular function: GTP binding.
AUGGGAGGAAGUUCAGUCAGUGAUGAUUGGGAGUUUAUUGCAAAUGAAGCUCAGACACUACUUAUGAUUGGGUGUAUAGGUGAAGGAAAAAGUGCCACAGGCAAUAGCAUUCUUGGUAGAAAUGCAUUCCAGUUGAGGUCUUGCUUUGGUGCUGUUACAAGAACUUGUGAGAUUCAGAGGACUCGAUUAGAAGAUGGACAGAUUCUUGAUGUCAUCGAUACCCCUGGAUUUGAUUUUAAUGCUGAAUCUGGAUUAGUUGGAAAUGAAAUUGGUAGAUGCAUUGAUUUGGCCGAUGAUGGUGUCCACGCUGUUCUUUUUGUUUUGUCUGUACGAACUAGCUUUUCAAAAGAAGAACAGGCUGCUAUCCAGUACUUUAAGAAGCUCUUUGGGACCAAAAUUAGUGAUUACAUGAUUGUGGUCUACACUGGAGGGGAUAAGCUCGAAGAUGAUGACUCUUUGAAUGAUCACUUAGAUCAUUCCUGUCCCGAUGAUUUAAAGGAAGUUCUUAAGAUGUGUGGGAAUAGACAAGUGUUUUUCGACAAUAAAACUGAAGAUCCAGCAAAGAAAGCUGAACAAUUGAGGGAACUACUUUUCCAUGUGAAUAUGGUUGUACAAAUGGCUGGUGGAAAACCAUAUACGAGUGAAUUAUUUGAGGAAGUAAAGAUGAAGCUUCGUAAUGACUCAGUGGAGGUUAAUUCUUUGCUCGGAGAUUUAAAGCAAGGGGUAACUGAGUUGAAGGAACAACUGCAGAGGUUCUCUUUCGUGGAGCAACAAAGGCGAAUAACUAAAAUGAAAUCAUUUUCACCAGCUACAUUGAUAGCUGAUGUCAGUUUCGACUUUCAACAGUCUCUUGUGAGAGCCAAUUUGCAAAUUUUGGCUGAAUCUAAGAUGAACAGUACCAUGCAUAGUCUUGAAAAGCAGUUGGAGGAGGAGCGUACUGCUCGGUUAGGGGCAGAAAGCAAAAUUCGUGAAUUGAAAGAUAGCUUAGAGAAAGCUCAAAGAGAGACUGAGGAGCUCACAGUGCCUAUUUCUAUCGACUUGGGCCAGAUUGUUUAUUAA